Hemisphaericaspora subhashii is the source of this 1332-nucleotide messenger RNA. It is a transcript of the gene PGA4, whose product is annotated as 1,3-beta-glucanosyltransferase. The transcript has a single exon. Gene Ontology annotation, cellular component: fungal-type cell wall; cytoplasm. The record is from RefSeq and is a predicted model, not a curated record. Gene Ontology annotation, molecular function: 1,3-beta-glucanosyltransferase activity. Bases 1 to 1332 code for a protein of 443 amino acids. NCBI's taxonomy places the organism in Eukaryota, Fungi, Ascomycota, Pichiomycetes, Serinales, Debaryomycetaceae. Gene Ontology annotation, biological process: fungal-type cell wall (1->3)-beta-D-glucan biosynthetic process.
AUGAAAUUCAGUUCCCUUAUUUCAUUAUCUUUAUUAUCAACAAUUGCAUCAGCAAUUACUCCAAUUGAAGUUAAAGGUAAUGCCUUUUGGUUACAAGGCACCUCAACCAGAUUUUAUAUCCGAGGAUUAGAUUAUCAACCAGGUGGUUCCUCCCAAUUAGAAGACCCCCUUGCCGACACCGAUGUUUGUACUAGAGACGUAGAAUAUUUUAAAGAAUUAGGUAUAAACACCGUCAGAGUUUAUUCAAUCGAUAACACCAGAAAUCAUGAUGAAUGUAUGCAAAAAUUAUCCGAUGCCGGUAUCUAUGUCGUCAUUGAUGUAAACACCCCUUAUUCAAGUAUUACAAGACAAAAUGCCAGUUGUAGUUAUAAUACCGAUUAUUUACAAGAAGUCUUUGCCUCAGUCCAAGAAUUCGCCAAAUAUGACAACACCCUAGGAUUCUUUGCCGGUAAUGAAGUAAUCAACGAUGCCGAUUCCUUAGAUGCAGCACCAUACGUGAAAGCAGUCGUCAGAGAUAUCAAAACCUUCCUCAAAAACCGAAACCUCAGAACCAUCCCCGUGGGAUAUUCCGCCGCCAGUGUUGUAGAAUACCGCUUACCUGCAGCAUUAUAUUUCAAUUGUGGUGAUGAUGAAUUGGCAAGAAUCGACAUGUAUGGAAUCAACGAUUAUUCAUGGUGUGGCGAUGCCAGUAUGACAACCUCACAAUAUCUGAUCGAAAUGAGUGAUUUCGCCAAUUAUACUGUUCCCAUCUUUUUCAGUGAAUUCGGAUGUAAUACCGUUCGUCCAAGACCUUUCACUGAAAUCGAAGUAAUUUAUUCCACCCAAAUGAGUUCAGUCUUCUCCGGAGGAUUAGUCUAUGAAUACUCCAAUGAAGCCAACGACUACGGAUUAGUCGAACUCGAUGGAUCCAAAGUCACAAAACUUCAAGAUUUCACUAAUUUGAAAGACCAACUCGCCAAAUAUCCAGACCCAUCCGGUGACGGCGAUUAUAAUUCCAAUGGAAGCGCCAAUAAUUGUCCCGCUAAGAAUAGUGAUUGGGAUGUAUCGGAAGAUAUCCCCGACACUCCCGCUGGUGCAUUGAAAUAUUUGAGUGCGGUAGCUUUACCUACAGGACAUGGGUUUGAUGCAUAUGUCCAACAAGCUUGUAAUGAUCCUGAUAAUACUGUGGAUGAUUCUGGGAAGUAUUCUUCUACUGUUUCGAAUGAAUCUGCCGGUAGUGGUAGUGGUGCUACUUCGACUGAAAAGAAACAGAAUGAUGCUGGGGUUGGGGGACAAGCUAAUGGAUUCUUGGUUGGGUUGGCUGGUAUCCUUGCUGGAUUGUCAUUACUUUAG